Messenger RNA from Pseudophryne corroboree (corroboree frog), 1311 nucleotides. RefSeq names its product nuclear distribution C, dynein complex regulator (gene NUDC). The transcript is spliced from 9 exons. Gene Ontology annotation, biological process: protein folding. The record is from RefSeq and is a predicted model, not a curated record. Bases 102 to 1100 code for a protein of 332 amino acids. Gene Ontology annotation, cellular component: cytoplasm. NCBI's taxonomy places the organism in Eukaryota, Metazoa, Chordata, Amphibia, Anura, Myobatrachidae.
GCGGCAGCCAUUGGGCGUUCAUCCCGGGGAGGGGCGGAGUCCCUGCAGACCCGGAAGCUGUGCAUCGCCGUGCGCAGGACAAGCUACAGAAAGAGAGCAGCAUGGCGGCCGCUGGAGUGACCACCGGGGACGAUGAGCGCUUUGAUGGGAUGUUGCUGGCUAUGGCUCAGCAGCACGAGGGGGGCGUGCAGGAGCUAGUAAACACUUUCUUCAGUUUCCUGAGGCGAAAAACAGAUUUCUUUGUGGGUGGUGAAAGUGGAGCAGCUGAAAAGCUAAUCAAUGAGGCGUACAGUCACCACAAUAAACUGGCUCGUGCAGCCAGGGAAAAGAAUGAGGCUGAGCAGCGGGAGCGCACAGCUGCAAAGCGAGAGCAAGUGGCCAAGCAGAAAGCAAUGGAGCCUGGUGAGCCAAGGAUCACAGAGCUCACUGACGAAGAGGCUGAUAAACUUCAAAAGGAAAUUGAGCAGAAUAAAGCCAGAGAGCAAGAGAUGACCAUUGGUGGAGCUGGCGAAAAACAAGAGGUCCAAAAGGAUGGAAAUGAUGAGGACGAAGAGGAAGAUGAAAAAGACAAAGGGAAGCUUAAGCCAAAUUCAGGCAAUGGAGCCGACCUUCCCCACUACCGCUGGACACAGACCCUCUCAGAAGUAGAUCUGGUUAUUCCGUUCCCUGUUUCUUUCCGCCUGAAGAGUAAGGAUGUGCAAGUGGAUAUACGGUGUCGGAGGCUCAGUAUUGGCAUUAAAGGCCAAAAGCCUGUGCUGGAUGGUGAGCUCUAUAAUGACAUUAAAGUGGAAGACUGCUCAUGGUUAAUAGAGGAUGGCAAAAUAGUAACCGUUCAUCUAGAAAAGAUCAACACAAUGGAAUGGUGGAGCCGUGUUAUACAGACAGAACCAGAAUUGAAUACCAAGAAAAUUAACCCUGAGAACUCAAAGCUUUCUGAUUUAGAUGGAGAAACUCGCAGUAUGGUAGAAAAAAUGAUGUAUGAUCAGAGACAGAAAUCAAUGGGCCUUCCAACGUCAGAUGAACAGAAAAAGCAGGACAUCUUGAAAAAGUUCAUGGAACAGCACCCAGAAAUGGACUUUUCUAAAGCAAAAUUUAGUUGAUCAUUCCCCUCAGUUUUAUCUACCCUGUGAAGUCUUUGGAAAGAAACCCGAAGGACUGCAGUACUACGGGUGAAAAAGAUUGUUAGCUUGUUUUGUUCCUGCUUAAAAUGGAAGUACUUGUACACACAUAUGGAUGAAGCAUGACUGAUACUACACUGAAAAAAUAAGACAUUCUGCUCCUAUUAAAUCUGUUGUAUGCUUUCAUUAUCAA